Molecule: messenger RNA, 849 nt
Organism: Ogataea angusta
Lineage: Eukaryota; Fungi; Ascomycota; Pichiomycetes; Pichiales; Pichiaceae
Exons: 1
Coding region: 1-849 (282 amino acids)
Source: RefSeq, a predicted model, not a curated record
AUGGACCAGUUUGUGAGCUACGUUAUGGGCACGGGUGCCGACCGAGCAGAGCUGCUGCGGCUGCUCCGUGAAAAACACAAGGAGUACGAAACGCCCGCCGAGGAGCGCCCGGGCUCGGACAGGGUGUCCAGCGCCGAGCUGCUCCCGGUGAAACAAGAGAGCGAGGACCAUCUGCACCCGCUUUUCCGCGAAAACAUGGCCGACAGGUUCCAGGAACCAGACCUGCACACGCAGUUGCAAAAUCACAACAUCGACCUGCCGUCGAUGGACGACGCGCACGUGAAAGAGCUCAAGUCGCAGGUUGCCAAGGAGUACGAGACGCUGGCAAGGCAGUUUGCUGCGGCGCGAAUAGCCAACAUCGACCAGCUAGUGGACAAGAUCGACGAUGCCAUCAGCUCCACCAAGGAGGAUUUCGUGUAUCUGCAGCGCCAGAUGAGCGUUCUGGACGCGGACGGGUUUGCGAGCCGGCCUGUGGUGGAGUCGCCGGCGUCCGACCCGGACCUUUUCUACAACUACUUCGCAACCAGCUACGCAGACAAGAUGCAGCUUCUGGGCCAGAUCGCGGCGCUGACGGCGCACCGGCUGGAGACGAUCGACCGCGAGACCGACGCGAACGUCGCCAUCGUGCACGGCCAGUACAGAGCGGCCCUGGUGGAGAACAGGGAGGCGUUGCAGCAGCAGAUCCACGCGAAGAUCGACGAGCUGAACGCCGAGUACCCGGCGCAGACGGGCGAGCCUGCGGGCGCGGGCGCGGCGCCCGAGAACGAGCUCAAGUCGCGCAAAAAACGCUCCAACUCGCUCAUAAAUCUGGCCGACAUCGCCCAGGUGUACGGCGACGACAAACCUUGA